AUGGAUUGGAUACAUUGUAACAAUUGUUUUACUCAAUUAGAACCUGGAGUAACUUUGCACCUGACAUCAUGUGGUCAUAUGUUUUGCAACAACUGCUUGAACAAUGGCGUAAAAGAAAGUACAUGUUUAGUAUGCAGAGCACCAUGUUCUAUGAUGAAAUUAGUUCCCGACAUGAAUCCAGAUAUUCAAGAUUAUUUUACGGACCCGGAAGAAAUAAUUAAGAAAAGUUGUGAUGUAAUACAAUUUCAACGGCAACAUAGACGGCGCUUAUUGUCAUAUUUAUUACAAUCGACAAAAAAAUUCCGCGCAGCGCGAUCGGAGCUACGGCGUAUGACGGAAGUGUGUCAGACACAACACAAACAACUGCGCGAGUAUCAAAGGAUCAUAAAGAAUUUACAAAGCCAGCUUGAUGGACAGUCAAAACAAACGCCACCAUUCAACGUGCCUAUUUCGCCUAGUAAUUUAUCCCCUGGUUUUAUUCAAACACCACCUACAUACAAGCGACCCGCAAAGAGCACUCCUUAUAGCCAACCGUAUCAGUCGAACUUGGUGACCCCUACUCGGAUAAGCAAACAGCGUUCAAGCAACUUCAGUGUGAAUAGUCAGUCCUCGAGUGCUUCGAACAAAAUAUCGACAACAGUGUUCACGCCUCCAACUCCUGAGUCGGUCGGAGAUAUUUUAAGCCAGAACAGCAAUGAAUCCGGAUAUUUGUCUGGACUUAAAUCGCCAAGAGUUUUAUACUGCAAUGGUGUUAGCAACAAGUGCGCGUUUAAGAAACAUGGGCGUUUCAAUUUUUAG
Pieris macdunnoughi is the source of this 798-nucleotide messenger RNA. Lineage: Eukaryota; Metazoa; Arthropoda; Insecta; Lepidoptera; Pieridae. The record is from the annotation of a GenBank genome assembly.